Molecule: messenger RNA, 1195 nt
Organism: Gopherus flavomarginatus (Mexican gopher tortoise)
Lineage: Eukaryota; Metazoa; Chordata; Testudines; Testudinidae
Gene: MRPS10
Product: mitochondrial ribosomal protein S10
Exons: 7
Coding region: 54-665 (203 amino acids)
Biological process (GO): translation
Cellular component (GO): mitochondrion; mitochondrial small ribosomal subunit; ribosome
Molecular function (GO): structural constituent of ribosome
Source: RefSeq, a predicted model, not a curated record
CUACGGUGCGGUGGCUGCCGGAACUUGCCGGGGGAGGCGGGACUGUGAGCAAGAUGGCGGCGUGGGGAGGCGUGAGGCGCUUGUGGCGGCGGUGCUGCCAGGGACUAGGGACUUUUCCUGUAAAUUACUCAAGCAGAGAUAUGCCAAAGCAAUAUCGUUUUCUUCUAAACAAGGACUUGUUGUGGGUUCAGUUCUCAGGAUUCCACAGAGAUUUACACCAUCAUAAGGACAAUUCUUUGGUAUCCAUUUCAGAUGAACCGGACACAUUAUACAGGAAAUUAUCAGUUUUAGUUAAAGGCCAUGAUAAAACUGUGUUGGACAGUUAUGAAUAUUUUGCAGUGCUUGCUGCUAAAGAACUUGGCAUCUCCAUUGAAAAAGUACAUGAACCUCCCAGGAAGAUAGAACGAUUCACCCUUCUGAAGUCAAUACACAUUUUCAAGAAGCACAGAGUUCAGUAUGAAAUGAGGACGCAUUAUAGAUGCUUGGAGUUAAAACAUUUAACUGGCAGUACAGCUGAUGUCUAUUUGGAAUACAUCCAAAGAAAUUUACCUGAAGGGGUUGCCAUGGAAAUAAAAAAGACCAAAUUAGAGAAACUACCUGAACAUAUUCAGAAGCCCAUUUGGGACAAGCUACCUUCAGUAGAAGAAACAGCAAGCACGUCAUGAGCCCUUCAUGUACUAAAGCUUUUUCACAUCUGUUAGCAACGGAAGCUCAGCCUCUGCCUGUUAACAUUUUAAACACAGCAUCUUCUCACAGGUGUUACCCUCUAUCCAACCUCAAACCUUGUCUUAAUUUUGCAAACAAUACUUAAAAAUUAUGAUGAGACAGGUCAUUUGCUACCCUAAUUAUCAGUGAGUUAGGAUCCCAGCUCCAGGCCAUUAGCAGAAAGACUGGACUGCUGUGAAAAUGUUUUGUCUGUUUUUCUUUUAUCUAAGUCUUAUGUGGCCAAAACUUGAUAAAUGUACAUGAACAGGUCAUGGAUGUACAGUAAUGGCUUAUUUCUGCAUAAACACCACAGGAUUUGUGAAUUUACUGUCACUGAGGCUGAUAUUUGAAGCACAUAUCUCAGAGUUUUUCUGUGACCUAUUAAAUUUUAUUUAAAAUAUUUAUUGCUAGGGUAGUCUCCUGAAAAAGGUUACAUUUAUCUUCUUUUGUUAUACUUGGCAAGAUGACAGUAAAAGCACAUUGAAGAGAA